AUCGUGUUGCAAAUCAUCAAGAAAUUGCAAAUCAAAACAUUCAUAACAAUCUUCAAAAGCUUUCAAAUCUUCAUUCAAGAAAUCACUUCAGAGAACAAAAUGUCGCUGAUUCCAAGUUUCUUCGGUGGCAGAAGGAGCAACGUCUUCGAUCCAUUCUCCCUCGACGUUUUCGAUCCGUUCAAGGAUUUUCCAUUAUCCAAUUCACUUUCCGCUUCUUUUCCUGAAUUAUCUCGUGAAAAUUCUGCAUUCGUGAGCACUCGUGUUGAUUGGAAAGAGACACCAGAAGCACAUGUGUUCAAGGCUGAUCUUCCAGGACUGAAGAAGGAAGAAGUGAAAGUAGAGAUUGAAGAUGAUAGAGUUCUUCAGAUAAGCGGAGAAAGAAGCGUCGAGAAAGAAGAUAAGAACGAUCAAUGGCAUCGCGUGGAGCGUAGCAGUGGAAAGUUCUUGAGGAGAUUUAGAUUGCCAGAGAAUGCUAAAAUGGAUCAAGUCAAAGCAAACAUGGAGAACGGUGUUCUAACUGUGACUGUUCCGAAAGAAGAAGUUAAGAAGUCUGAAGUCAAGAAGACUAUUGAUAUCACUGGUUAGAUACUACUAAAUCGAGUUCUGUGUUAGAAUGAUGUUCUUUUCUUUAUUCUAAUGGCUAUGUGUUUUAUUGUGUACUGUGUAUGUGUAAAAGAAAAAGAAUGAAAUCAUGUAAUGUGUUUUUGUAAUUUCCAGAAUCUUAUGUGAAUAAAUUUCAGUUUGCAAUAAGUAUG
Molecule: messenger RNA, 755 nt
Organism: Trifolium pratense (red clover)
Lineage: Eukaryota; Viridiplantae; Streptophyta; Magnoliopsida; Fabales; Fabaceae
Product: 18.2 kDa class I heat shock protein-like
Exons: 1
Coding region: 100-585 (161 amino acids)
Biological process (GO): response to salt stress; protein complex oligomerization; response to hydrogen peroxide
Source: RefSeq, a predicted model, not a curated record